CGCAGGCGCGAGGAGACCACAAGGGCCGGGGCGGAGACUGCCAUGAGGUACCGCGCGGCCCGGCACGUCGCACACCCGUCACACACCCUCGCCCGGCCUGGGGAGGGGGUGGAGGUCGUUGUGGGUUUGUGUUCCUGUUUCCCAGCACGUAAGCAGGAAACGGUGAGGGGCCUGGGCCUCGCGGUGACUAGGCGAGGAACCCCACACCUGGCUCCCCAAAGAGUGGGCGGGGAGGGGCACAGACCGGGCCUCCUGGGGGCGGGAGCCGUGUCAUGGCCCCGGCUUCCGAGAUCAGAGAAGGACCUGAGAAGCAGGGCCUGGCAACAGCCAGCUGUUGCGACUCACCUAUACGAGGCAACUGGAAGGUUCUGUUGCAGAAGAAUUCUGGCUGUGGGUAGUGUCAACAGGACCCAGCAGAUUCAGCAAGUAUUCUGUGGGUGACAUAAAUCAUAUCAGUAUGUGAAUUUCUGAACUAACAACUAGAUCACACUUGAUUCCUUGGAGAUAUAAUACAGAUGGUAUUGAUUUUAUGAGUUGUCUCCCUAUUUAUGUUCACCUUUUUGUUGAUAGCUGUAGUCCCAUGGACCUAAAUGACUACGCAUUGAAGAAACAGAAUGAAAUUAAUCAGUGAAAAACUGCCUGUGGGUCCCCAAAAUGCUACAUUCCACUGUGCUGCCAAUACUCAGAAAUUAACCAAAUGGAAAAAGGAUAAGCAAGAUUAUUACAAUCAUUCGAAGUUAGUGGAAAAGGCAUUACAAUUACUGAAGGAAAGAAUGAGAAAAGGAGAUCCCCUGGCGCGUUUCCUGAGAGGUCAACUAUACUUUGAAGAGGGAUGGUAUGAGGAGGCAUUAGAUCAAUUUGAAGAAAUCCAGGAGAAUGAUCAUCAAGCUGUUUACCAGUUGGGAGUUAUGUAUUAUGAUGGGCUGGGGACGAAAGCAAAUCCUAGUUUGCACGUGGAGGUUCCUUCCAAUCUAGUAUCCAAUUAUUCUAUAUUUGCCAGAAAUGAAUCCAAAGAUUACUGGAUUUACGGAGUGGAAUAUAUGAAGAAAAUUCUUGAAUCUCCAUGUCCCAAAGCAAGGAAUUUAAAAUAUGCAGCUGCAUAUAACUUGGGGAGAGCUUUUCAUGAAGGACAAGGUGUUCCGCAUAAUGAUGAGGAAGCUGAAAGACUGUGGCUUUUCGCUGCAGACAAUGGGAAUCCAAGAGCUAGUGUCAAAGCUCAGAGUAUCUUGGGAUUGUACUAUUCCACAAAAGAGCCUAAGGAGUUGGAGAAGGCAUUUUUUUGGCAUUCAGAAGCUUGUGGCAAUGGAAACCUGGAGUCCCAGGGUGCACUUGGUCUCAUGUACUUUUAUGGACAAGGUGUUCCUCAAGAUAUUGAUGCUGCCCUUCAGUGCUUGAGGCAAGCCGCUGACCGUGGGAAUGUCUACGCUCAAGGCAAUCUUGUUGAAUAUUACUAUAAAAUGAAGUUUUUUACGAAAUGUGUCGCAUUUUCAAAGAGGAUUUCUGAAUAUGAUGUCUGCCAUGAUGUUCCCACAAUAGCCCAAAUGACUGACUGUCUUCCUGAAUAUAUAACCAGAGGCAUAGCGUUGGCUUCCUUCUACUAUGCAAGGUGCCUUCAGCUUGGCUUGGGUAUCACAAAGGAUGAAGUGGAAGCCAGAAAGUAUUAUUCCAAGGCAUGCAUCAAAACAAACUGGAAACUCCCCCAAGUAUUUUUCUUUUUUUUAGUUGAAACUUUAAAGCCUUGGAUUUGGGUGUGGGUGGUGUUUCUUUUUUUAAAUUUAUUUAAUUUGUAGUACUGUCAACUUCCAGCCAUCUAUAAGAAAAUUCUGAGUUGCACAGUGUUUGAAAAUCCAUCAUCAUUAAAAUUAUAAAGCAGAAUAGAUGAGGUCCUAUAGUGAUUAUUUUCUCUUGUUCCCCAUUUUCUAUACAAUCUGGGGUCCUCAGGGUGACUUUAUGAAACAGAACUUUUACUUCUUUCUCUCAAAAAAUUUGACCUACACAGCUCAGCUUAAACUGAUCCUUUAUAUCGGUCUGAAGGUGAUAUUCUGUGUGUGAGGAUGAAGGGGAGAGCUUGGCUUUGUGUGGAUCUCUGGGCAUCUCUAUAGAGGUGGUUUUUCCUGCAUUGUAGCUGCUAUCGUAACUAAUAUGGGGGAUAUAUAUAUAGACAAUUUUCUCCCUUCCCCUUUCUUUUCAAUCUAAAGUCCAACUGCCUCCUUAUUUGUAAGUGAGGAAAUAGGCCCAGAGAUGUCCAAUGACUUGCCCAAGGUCACAAAGGAAGUUAGCAGAAGAAACUAGAUUCAAGCUUAAGUCCUAUAGCUCUUAAAUCCAUUGUUCUUUUCACUGUUGUCCAUGCUUCAGGCCAAAAAGCCCAGUGUUUCCAUUUUCAUUUAAUAUGUCAUAAUUUAAAACAUCAUCACUCUAAAUUUGACAGUUACUUUUGCCUUGGCCCUGGUGUGACCUCCCCUGUCUUAGAUAACUUUUAGAGGUUUAUUUAACCUAACACUUUUGAAGCUAAAAUAGUCCUUGUCAGUCAGGAUUGGAUUUUGAGUUUGCCCUGUUCCUUUGAGGAAAUCAGUAUAGAAAUACAUCUAGAUGAAGAAAUUACUUUGAAAUUUAAUGUAUUUUAAUUAUAUAAAACUUAAAUGUAAAAACCUAGUUCAAGAAUUUUCAUCCAAAUAAUAUACUGUUCCUUCUUCUGCUCUA
Phascolarctos cinereus (koala) is the source of this 2700-nucleotide messenger RNA. The record is from RefSeq and is a predicted model, not a curated record. Lineage: Eukaryota; Metazoa; Chordata; Mammalia; Diprotodontia; Phascolarctidae.